Penicillium egyptiacum is the source of this 2727-nucleotide messenger RNA. The record is from the annotation of a GenBank genome assembly. Lineage: Eukaryota; Fungi; Ascomycota; Eurotiomycetes; Eurotiales; Aspergillaceae.
AUGGAGGGUCGUCAACCACCUACGCUGGGUGUUUCGAUCACCUUUUUCUGCAUCGCCUCUAUCUUCGUCGCCCUGCGCUUCAUUUCGCGGAUAUUUGUGGUCAGAAAGAUUGGGUUACACGACUGGUUGAUGUUGAUCGCAUGGAUAAUCGAUUUCGGCUUUUCAUUCUCGCUAUUCUAUGCUGUUCAGAAUGGUCUUGGCCUACAUUCGAACGAGAUCAAGCCUGAAGAUGAACUCGCUUUUAAUAAGGCCAAUUAUGCAUUCACGGUCCUUUAUAAUCCAGCGUUAAUGGCCGUCAAGACCUCGAUACUUGUCUUCUACCUGACCAUGACGCGCAAUCAGAAGGUUUUCCGAUGGGCAAACUAUGUCACUCUGUUUGUGGUGAACGCAGCGGGCUUCGCAUUAACCUUGGUCAAUGUUUUCCAAUGCCGUCCUAUCGGCGCAGUAUUCCUUUCCCCCAUCCCGGCCCAUGCGAAUUGCACCGACAUUGUCACCCUAUACCUCUCGUCGUCCCCGGUGAAUAUUAUUACGGAUAUUGCUAUCCUAUUGCUUCCGAUGCCGCUUUUGACAACAAUGCGCCUGCCUUUCAAGCAAAAGAUCAUUUUGGUGAUCACUUUCUCCUUUGGUUUCUUCGUGGCCGUGGUCGAUGUGGUUCGAAUUGCCUUUCUUCAAAAGGCUGCCAUUUCUCGUUCGCUGGAAGUCAAGUCAAUUCAUAUUCAAAACAUCGGAGGGGUAGAUUUUAGUUGGUACGCGUCGCUAUCUUUCAUGUGGUCUGUCGUCGAAGUCAACCUCUCGAUAAUCUGCGGUUGUGUUCCAAGUCUCAAGCCUCUCGUCACUCGUCUUGUUCCGAAAUUGAUUAGGGACACGAAUGAUAAUACAUCAACUUCUUCGCCUCAUGGACUCUCUGCAGGCGUAGCAGGGGAAAGUCAGGUUGCAGUACCACCUCCGGCUGCAGUCUUGGACUCGCCAGAAUCUUCCUCGCCAUUUCCAUUGCCAUCGAGCAACGAAGGAGAUAAAGUUCUACCGAACCAAGUUGGUGGUGUCUCUGCUGGUCGACCUAGCUCCCGGGACUCGGAGCCUAUGGGUAUAUUGGAUUUCCUAGGUCACCCAGAAACAGCCGUCGAUACAGAGGGAGGAACCCAUACUAGUGCAUCUUAUGCACCGGAUAUCACGUUCUUCGACUUUGUUAACAUGAAAAAUCCGGAAAGUAUGCUAAAGCUAAACAACAGAGAGUCGAUUGCGCCAAUUGCAUUGACCACGCUACUGUUCUUCCUUUGGGGUUUCGCAUACGGCUUGCUUGAUAUUCUGAAUUCUCAAUUCAAAACUAUCGUCCACUUAGGUCCAUGGCAUUCCUUGGGUCUCCAUGGCGCGUACUUCGGCGGAUACUUGGUCGGCCCUCUUCUGGUUGGCCGACCUGUCUUGAAAAUAUGGGGCUUCAAGUCCACGUUCAUAACUGGACUUUGCAUCUAUGCCUGUGGGACCCUCAUAUUUUGGCCUUCUGCUGUUCUAACGUCGACGCCUGCGUUCAUUUUGUCAAAUUUCAUUGUCGGGUUUGGUCUAGCAGUUUUGGAAACUGCGGCAAAUCCGUUCAUUGCGCUAUGCGGACCACUCGAGAAUUCGGAGAUCAGACUCAAUAUUUCACAAGGUGUGCAAGCUGUUGGGAGUGUCUUAUCGCCGCUCCUGGCGAAACGGGUUCUCUUCAAGGAUGUUCAGGAUGUGGCAUCUUUGGUUGACGUACAAUGGGCAUAUCUUGGCAUUGCUCUAUUCGAUGUGCUGUUGGCAGUCGCGUUCUAUUACCUACCAAUCCCCGAAGCGUCAGAUGAAGAUUUGGAAGAACUAGCAAAUCGACGGCGAGAAGACAACAUGACCAGAGUAGUCGGUAUUCCGGUCGUUUGGCUGACUCUUGGCCUGGGGAUCUGGUCUCAAUUCUUCUACGUGGCUGGACAAGAAGUCUUCGCCACAUCUCUCCGACGUUUCGUUGUUGACGCUCGUCCAGAUUCAUCACUCGGACCGUUCGAUUUCCUAACUAUCGGACACAGCGUUUUUGCCGUGGGUCGCUUCUUGGCCGCAUUUGCGCAAUGGUUCCUCAAACCACGCUGGAUUCUGAUGGUCAGCUACAUCGGCAUGAUCGUCUGCUCCAUUCUUUGCAUGAAAACAAGCGGCUCCGCAGCAAUCGUCGUGGCAAUGCUGCUCUUCCUUUUCGAGAGCGGCGCAUUCAGCAUUAUCUUCGCCAUCUCCCUCCGCGGCACAGCGCAGCAUACAAAGACAGCCGCCGUCUUCCUGACAAUGGCAAUCAGCGGCGGCACCUUUUUCCCGUUUGCCGAGUACGCGGCAUACCUUGCACAUGGCGGGUCAUAUUCUUUCUCCGUUAUAGUCGCGCUCUUCUCCGCCGGUGCCAUCUUCCCUAUAUACCUUAACCUCGUACCAGCGGUGAAAAAGCAAGUUGAUCCUGUUCCGAACGAGUAUCUCCGCCGACGUCGCCGCCGAAGUCGUGCUCCAGUCGACACCAUGCAUCGCGAAAAGGAUAAUCCUUCUCUUGGUGGUGUUCUUUCGCGUCCGCGCAGUCUGGCAUCGAAUCCAGACCACCUACCGGAUCUUCUGCUUCCGGAGGAGAUUCACCAAAACUCGCUUGCUGGUGAUAUCCCAAGGGCUAAAUCUAGUUCUAGCUCUAGCUCGCGUGUCAAUUCCUCCCGCAAUUCUGGCUCGAAGCAAAGGUUGUCCACCUGA